AUGGAAGUAUGUUACCAGCUGCCGGUGCUGCCCCUGGACAGGCCGGUCCCGCAGCAUGUCCUCAGCCGCAGAGGGGCCAUCAGCUUCAGCUCCAGCUCCGCGCUCUUCGGUUGCCCCAACCCCAGGCAGCUCUCUCAGAGACGUGGAGCAAUUUCCUAUGACAGCUCUGAUCAAACUGCAUUGUACAUUCGUAUGCUAGGAGAUGUGCGAGUAAGAAGUCGGGCAGGAUUUGAAACAGAAAGAAGAGGUUCUCAUCCAUACAUUGAUUUCCGUAUUUUUCACUCAAACUCUGAAAUUGAAGUGUCUGUGUCUGCAAGGAAUAUCCGAAGAUUACUUAGUUUCCAGCGGUACUUGAGAUCGUCUCGUUUCUUCCGUGGUAUUACUGUUCCAAGUUCCUCAAACAUUUUAGAUGAUGAUUAUAAUGGACAAGCAAAGUGUAUGCUGGAGAAAGUUGGAAAAUGGAAUUUUGAUAUCUUUCUUCUUGAUAGGCUAACAAAUGGAAACAGUCUAGUCAGCUUAACCUUCCACCUGUUUAAUCUUCAUGGACUGAUAGAACACUUCCACUUAGAUACGAUGAAACUUCGUAGAUUUUUAGUUAUGGUUCAAGAAGAUUAUCAUAGUCAAAACCCUUAUCAUAAUGCAGUUCAUGCUGCUGAUGUGACUCAGGCCAUGCACUGUUAUUUAGAAGAACCUAAGCUCUCCAAAUCUCUAACUCCAUGGGAUGUUCUGCUCAGUUUAAUUGCAGCUGUCACACAUGAUUUGGAUCAUCCAGGUGUUAAUCAGCCUUUCCUUAUUAAAACAAACCAUUACUUAGCAACUUUAUAUAAGAAUAUCUCAGUAUUAGAAAACCACCACUGGAGAUCAGCAGUGGGGUUGUUGAGAGAGUCUGGUUUAUUUGCACAUAUGUCAUUAGAAAACAGGAAGCUGAUGGAAAGCCAGAUAGGUGCUCUGAUUCUUGCCACAGACAUAAGUCGGCAAAAUGAAUACCUAUCCCUGUUUAGAACCCAUUUGGACAGAGGAGACCUAUGUUUAGAGGAGGCAGGCCAUCGCCACUUCAUUUUACAGAUGGCUUUGAAGUGUGCUGAUAUUUGUAAUCCAUGCCGGACCUGGGAACUGAGCAAGCAAUGGAGUGAAAAAGUAACAGAGGAAUUCUUCCAUCAAGGAGAUGUUGAAAAAAAAUAUCACUUGGGUGUGAGUCCGCUGUGUGAUCGACAGUCAGAAACCAUUGCCAACAUCCAGAUUGGUUUUAUGACCUACUUAGUGGAGCCAUUAUUUUCAGAGUGGGCCCGGUUUUCAAAUACCAGGUUAUCACAGACGAUGCUUGGUCAUCUGGGACUGAAUAAAGCUAGUUGGAAGGGACUGCAAAGAGAACAGUCGAGCAGUGGUGAUGAUACUGAUCCUGCAUUUGAGGAAAUGGACUCAGAUGUAUUACCUCAGGAAACUCGAUUGUCCUGA
Messenger RNA from Emys orbicularis (European pond turtle), 1455 nucleotides. RefSeq names its product phosphodiesterase 7A (gene PDE7A). Gene Ontology annotation, molecular function: 3',5'-cyclic-AMP phosphodiesterase activity. The record is from RefSeq and is a predicted model, not a curated record. The coding region runs from base 1 to 1455 and encodes 484 amino acids. NCBI's taxonomy places the organism in Eukaryota, Metazoa, Chordata, Testudines, Emydidae. The transcript is spliced from 13 exons.